ACUUCCGGGUUAGGCACGUUGUUAUUAUACUUUAGUAGUAAUGACUGUAUUAUGACAUUGACGAGUAUUUCUAUGUAGCGACAUCAUCAAAAAAGCUGUGUUUCAGGAGAACUAUUCAACUAUCUCGUUAGCUGUUAAUGACCAUACAUCUAAAAUACGAUGAGCACACCGGACAUACAUGCCAAUGGGUCAGUGGGGAAGAAAGCAAAACUGAUGACAGAGCUGGAACAAUUCGACGAAAUAUUUCCGGAGCUGGUGGACUUGCUUGUGAAUCCUGGCCUAAAUGAUCCAGAGAAAGCAGACGCCUACCGCUGGUUUAAGGAGGUACUAGAAUACAAUGUUCCCCAUGGGAAGAAGAACAGAGGGAUAUUUGUUGUCAUGGCAUAUAAGCAUUUACAUCCUAAUGCAAAUGACGCCGAUCUAAAAAUUGCCCGCAUACUAGGAUGGUGUAUAGAAUUGCUGCAAGCGUUCUUUCUGGUCACCGAUGAUGUAAUGGAUCAGUCAUUCACAAGGAGAGGAAAACCUUGUUGGUUUAGAAAGGAGAAGGUCGGUCUGGAGGCUGUGAAUGACGCCGUGUACUUGGAGGCAUGCGUCUACCGUAUUCUGAAGCACUACAUUCGGUCAAAACCUCAUUAUGUCGACAUUAUGGAGCUCUUCCAUGAGAUAACCUUGAGCACAAUAACCGGCCAAUGUCUGGACAUGACGGUAUCACCUGCCCCAGGAACUGUAGACUUCGCCAAAUACACACUGGAAAAAUACAACGCCAUCGUGAAGUGGAAAACCGCCUUCUACUCAUUCUAUCUUCCCGUGGCAGUGGCCAUGUACAUGGUUGGUGAAGCCGAAGAAGAAAAUCACAUGGCUGCAAAGACUAUUUUGUUGAAAAUGGGACAGUAUUUCCAAGUCCAGGAUGACUACCUGGACUGCUACGGUGCUCCGGAUGUGAUCGGGAAGAUCGGUACUGAUAUUCAGGACAACAAAUGCAGCUGGCUGGUCGUCACCGCCCUCAGUCGGGCCUCGCCCCAUCAGGUUCAAAUUCUACAGACAAAUUACGGCAGCUCAGAUGAACAAAAGGUAGCGAAAGUUAAACAGCUAUUUAAGGAGCUUAACCUUGAACAAGCUUUUCGAGAAUUCGAGGAAACUAGCUACACAGAAAUAACAGAGUUAAUAGACACAUAUGAAGGACGAUUACCAAAACAACUUUUUACAGAACUUGUUCAAAAGAUUUACAAAAGAAAUAAAUGAAAAUGUGUCCAAUUAAGUGAACAUUGUUAUGGCAAUUGUAGAGCGUUAUAGUGUUGUUUAAUGUAGACAUAUCUGUGUGAAAUAUAUAUAUACAGCUGAGACGUGAAAUGUGAAACACUGGUACAGCUGAUUAUUAUUUUUGUAACUGGUCGCAAUCUCGACCUGUAUGCGACGUGUACAACACGUAGUGCAUUAUUCAUUCAAUGGUGUGAUUGCGGUGAUUUUGAACAAAAAUGGCAUGAUUGUAAAACAAAUUGUUUUCAAUACAGAGCCAUGACUAUGUGACAGAGGUCAGGAGUAACAUAAAUAUAUAGAGUAUGUACUUCUAACUCUGUCUUGAUGUAUUUUUUUCUCGACCGUUUUCUAAGAAAAUACUCGGACUAUUGCAAACGUCUUGGUGUCGUCGGCGUUGGGCAAAUCUUUAACCUUGCCUGUUAGUAAAAAAUAUGAAAUUUGGUACAAAUGUUGACCGAGACAAUACCUACAUGUAAAGAGGGACGGAUAACUCGGGAUUUUAUCAUUAUUGGAUAAAAUUGACAUUGAGUUAUGCCCCAUUGUUCUACCUAAUAAACUAAUAACAGGCGAGCGUUGGCGUUUGUAUAGCGGCGCUCUUGUUAUUUUUUUAUCAUAAUCUUCUAGGUCUUAUUGUAUUUGAGGUAACAUGGCUUACUCGUGUAUUGUGUCGCGUAAAUAAAAUGUCUUAGUGUG
Messenger RNA from Mya arenaria, 1950 nucleotides. RefSeq names its product farnesyl pyrophosphate synthase-like. Gene Ontology annotation, biological process: trans, trans-farnesyl diphosphate biosynthetic process. Gene Ontology annotation, molecular function: dimethylallyltranstransferase activity; (2E,6E)-farnesyl diphosphate synthase activity. The transcript has 9 exons. Bases 160 to 1242 code for a protein of 360 amino acids. The record is from RefSeq and is a predicted model, not a curated record. Gene Ontology annotation, cellular component: cytoplasm. Lineage: Eukaryota; Metazoa; Mollusca; Bivalvia; Myida; Myidae.